Pelecanus crispus (Dalmatian pelican) is the source of this 1081-nucleotide messenger RNA. The record is from RefSeq and is a predicted model, not a curated record. NCBI's taxonomy places the organism in Eukaryota, Metazoa, Chordata, Aves, Pelecaniformes, Pelecanidae.
ACUCAACGUCUCCUAAUACUACUUUCUUCAGAAACUGAGUCCACGCCCAGCAAAAAAAUCCGGCAGAAAUGUUUUAGAUGCCAUCCUAUUAUGACUGUUGCUAUGAAUUUAAUUUCAGAGGCACUGGGAUCACAGAGUCAGCAUGCUAGAACAAAGAAAGAUCAGCAAAACUUAGAAACCAAAUUUCGACUCUAUACAGAUACAACUGAAGAAGGCUGUCAGAUCUUUUAUAAUCAGUUGGAGACUCUUGACAAAUGCAGUUUCAACGCCUCUCUUCCUCUGGUGAUGAUAGUCCAUGGCUGGUCGGUGGAUGGCGUGUUAGAAGGUUGGAUUUGGAAAAUGGCAGCAGCUCUGAAGUCUCAGCAUAAACAAAUUAAUGUGAUCAUUGCAGACUGGCUUACAUUUGCUCACCAGCACUAUCCCAUUGCUGUACAGAAUACACGCUACAUAGGACAGGAGAUAGCAGACUUCCUGGAAUGGCUAGAGGAAUCCAUUCAAUUUUCCAGAAGCAAUGCUCAUCUAAUCGGGUACAGCCUAGGAGCUCAUGUUUCAGGAUUUGCUGGAAGUUACAUCAGCGGUACGAACAAGAUUGGAAGAAUUACAGGCCUUGACCCUGCUGGUCCCUUGUUUGAAGGAAUGUCACCAACAGACCGUUUAUCUCCAGAUGAUGCAAACUUUGUAGACGCAAUUCAUACAUUCACUAAACAGCACAUGGGUCUCAGUGUUGGCAUCAAGCAGCCUGUGGCCCAUUUCGACUUUUAUCCCAAUGGAGGCACCUUUCAGCCUGGCUGUCACAUCAUGCAUGUGUAUAACCACAUCGCACAAUACGGAAUCACUGGCAUCACACAAACUGUGAAGUGUGCCCAUGAGAGGUCAGUUCAUUUGUUCAUCGACUCUCUGCUUCACAAUGAUAAGCAAAGCACAGCAUACUGGUGCAACGACAUCAACACUUUCAACAAAGGAAUGUGCCUCAGCUGUAGAAAGAACCGGUGCAACACACUGGGCUACAACAUCAGGGAGGAAAGGCUCCCAAAAAGUAGACGACUCUUUUUGAAAACAAGAGCACAUAUGCCUUUCAAAG